AUGCCUCUAUCAUUCGGAGCCCUCACGACUUUGCCAGUCCAUGAAACACCCUGGAUCAAUAUCACCAUCAAAAGAUCCGGCCGCAAACCGCUUGAUGUGCUUCCUCAGACUGCCGGGCAGGCUCUCAUUCCGCACAUCAGCGCCAACCACGUGCGGGAUUAUAUCUGGGACGAAUUCGACUCCCUCAUGUCCGAAGUCGAAUUGAAACGGGCAAAUGUGGCAUCGGCCGGUCACGGGAAAGGUGCGCUCAAGUCGGAAGCACCGAUACCGUGGCUGUCGUGGACGACCUCCUCGGGCAAGAACGGUCAAACGCGGAACAGGAACAACUUCUGCAAGAUCUGGAAAGUCAAUGUGGAACAUCUCUUAAUCAUGGGCUUUCGCUGCCGGGUCAGCUCUGUACUCUUGCCUCGCGACUUGUCCUCCAUGAGCAUCGCUGUUGAUUUUCCUGGCUCCUGCGAUUCUGGCCGCGGCGUCAAGCCCAUGGCAUUGACGACUCAUCGACCUCGCUGCGAUUCUGGCGUUGCUUUCGACCGGCUCAUGAACGAACGCCCUUCUGAUAUCAGCGCUCUGUCUCUGAACCCGAGUUCCGCUGCUGCCUUCGCAAUCGGCCUUGGCGAGGUACGGCAUUACGGAGUGAGUCCAAAUGCAGGCGCGAUAUGGCUUGAGACAUGCAUUCGAAGGGCCCCGAAGCAGCCGCCUUGA
This is a messenger RNA of Cyphellophora attinorum, 702 nucleotides long. RefSeq lists its product as uncharacterized. The transcript has a single exon. The coding region runs from base 1 to 702 and encodes 233 amino acids. The record is from RefSeq and is a predicted model, not a curated record. NCBI's taxonomy places the organism in Eukaryota, Fungi, Ascomycota, Eurotiomycetes, Chaetothyriales, Cyphellophoraceae.